UAGCAGGCAUCCUUUGGCUGGCAUUGUGGUGGCUGGCGCGCCAGUCGCAGUCGACUCGGUUUUGUUGUUCGUGGAAGCAAGUCGCAGGUGGGCGCCGCCGAGCGCGGCCGAAGUUAGCCGAGUGCGCCCGAGGGCCGAGCGGGCGAGAAGGCCGUAAGCGCCGCGCUGGCGCGGGCUCGCGAGCGCCGAGCGCCGAGCGCCGUCCGCCGACCGACCCGACCAGUCUACGAUCGGCCUCCAUCCUACCCGGUUGUGUAAGUGACGGCGUAAACUACAUUUUGACAGUUGUUAUCGUGAUCGUGUGAUGUUUUCAUAUCGGAACUAUGGUGUAUCCCCAUGAAAAUGUGGAGUGAUUUCCAGGGCUCGGGCGGCGGGUGCGGCGCCAAGCGGCGCGGCGGCUCCCCGUGCGAGGGCGGCGGCAAGGUCGCGCGCUGGGAGGACUCGAUAGCGAGGCUAGAGGCGGUGGCCGCCGGCGCCGGCGGCGGGGACUGCUGGCGAGAAGACGAGGAGCGGCGCGCGUGCCGCCGGCGCUGGUGCGGCGGCUGGUGCGGCGCGCACGACACCAUCCGCGCCGAGAACGGCAAGUCCUACCUCGAGCUGGGCGGCGCCGCGGCGCGCGCCUGCUGCGACGGCCGCGCGGCCGGCCGAUGCGCCUCCCGGCGCUGCUACCGGGAACGCCGGCUCAAGAUGAUGAACCUGUGCGCGCUCAAGCUGGCGCGAUUCCGCCAGACGGCGGACCCCUCGCUGCGGCGGUCGGUGCUCGUGUGCAACACGUUGCGAGGCAUCGAACGCGAGAUGGAGCGCGAGAGCGCCGAGGAGGCGCCCUUCGAGUCGGCGUGCGUGCCCGGCGGCGCCGCGCGCUGCGAGCUGCUGGGCGCGCGGGACCCGGCCGCCGGCCGCGCGACGCCCUUCCCCUCCCCGCCGCCGCCGGACCGCGACUCCGGCUACGGCGACGAGGAGCAGCGCACCAUCGACUGGGGCUCGGUGCUGAGCCUGUCGUCCCGGUCGGCGCUGGACCCCCCCGAGGACGCGUGGCCCGACGACUGGGGCUGGAGCGAGGACAGCUUCGUGCGGCUGCUGGUGCCCACGAGUUAGUGCACGGCGCGC
Messenger RNA from Cydia amplana, 1107 nucleotides. RefSeq lists its product as uncharacterized. The record is from RefSeq and is a predicted model, not a curated record. Gene Ontology annotation, cellular component: nucleus. The transcript is spliced from 2 exons. Bases 337 to 1095 code for a protein of 252 amino acids. Gene Ontology annotation, molecular function: transcription regulator activity. NCBI's taxonomy places the organism in Eukaryota, Metazoa, Arthropoda, Insecta, Lepidoptera, Tortricidae.